Molecule: messenger RNA, 4588 nt
Organism: Patella vulgata (common limpet)
Lineage: Eukaryota; Metazoa; Mollusca; Gastropoda; Patellidae
Product: putative cytochrome P450 120
Exons: 11
Coding region: 200-1498 (432 amino acids)
Biological process (GO): sterol metabolic process
Molecular function (GO): oxidoreductase activity, acting on paired donors, with incorporation or reduction of molecular oxygen; monooxygenase activity; iron ion binding
Source: RefSeq, a predicted model, not a curated record
AAUUUUAUUUAAAGAUUGUUUGCAAUUAUUAUUUGAAAUUACCUUUUUCAUUCCUUUUAUUUUCUCUUUUUUCUUAUGAACUCAAUUUAAGGCAUAUUCUUGAAUUAUCUAUAAAAAAGCUUGUUAUUUUUUGGUCCAUAUUCUUGAUUGAUCUAUAAAAAAGCUUGUUAUUUUUGUUGUUAUAAUUGCUGAUCUCAAAAUGGCAUCUGCCCAAGAUGAAGCCAAGAAACCGCUACCUCCAGGAUCUUCAUUUGGACGACUACUUGGAAUUUUAUCAGAUAAAUCCUACGAUUUUUAUAAAAAUCCUGUCCAAUUUUUCGAGAAAAAUGCUGUAGACUUCAAGAGUCGUAUUUUCCAGUCCCGGUUUUUAUUAAAGCCGACAGUAUUUGUGGGAUCUAAUCAGGGUUUAGCAGAUGUUUUGUCAGACGGAGGAGAAUUUACCGAACUUGGUUAUAAAACAUUCAUGGGUCAGAUUUAUGGCGAUAAUAUUCUCUUUACUGAUGGUAAAGCUGCCGAGGAAUUAAGGGAUGCUUUAAGUCAGCUGUUUACUGAUGAUUGUGUUAAAACAUAUCAACAAACCAUUGAUAGAAUUGUUGAGAAAGAAAUCCAGAAUUUAGAUAUUAGUAAUCCGGUGUGUUUGUAUGAAUUCUAUAAAAAGAUGGUUACAGAAAUCUGUCUCAGUUUAUUUCUUGGGUUAGAUUUUGAAGACACGGACGAUAUUUAUGAUACCAUUACCUCAUUAACUACAACUCAUUGGCAUGGUAUUAUAUCAGUGCCGUUAGCAUUAAAGAUACCUGGUACAGGUAAAGAAUCAACAUUUAAACAGGCUUUACAGGCUAAGGAUAAAUUGUUAGAAGUGAUAAAAGAGAGAAGAGAAACAAGUAAAAAGGGCUUUCAUCAGAAAUUAGAAGAAAUCCAUGAAUUAGACGAGGAAGCCAUCAAUAAUCAUCUGUUAUUGUUUACAUCUGCUCUUGUACCUAAAGCCCUCGCAUCUUUACUCACAUCUUUCAGUCUAGAAGUUGGACAACACCAAAAGGUGUCAUGGCAGAAGAUGUGUUUGUUAGACGAGGAAUUCAUGGAUCAAAUGUUAUUAGAGGUUCAGCGUUAUUAUCCUCCAUUUUUAGGAGGCAGACGUGUGGUCACCAAGAAUUUUGAAGUUGAUGGCUACACUAUCCCAGCCGGCCAUUCCAUUGUGUAUUUAACAUUCGCUGCUCAUCGUGAUCCGUCCAUUUUUGAAAAUCCAAACCAGUUUCAUCCUGGUAGAUGGAAAAAUAGCACCAGUGAUACACAGAAGAAGAAAUUAUUUUGUUUUGGUUAUUUAAGUCGUGGCUGUGUUGGUGAAAGAUUAGUAUGGGCAAUCAUCAAGACGAUAUUAACCAGUCUGUUGAAGAAGUUUGAAUUGUCUUUGGUUGAUAAACAAGAUUUAUCAUACAAAUGGCUGCCUGUAUCCAGACCAAAAACGGAUGUUUUAUUUAAAUUCACCUCAAGACCACCAUAGAUUGUAUUUUAUAUAUAUAUAUAUAUAUAUAUAUGAUAUAUUUGUGUAUGUGUAAACAAACCAUGGGAGAAUUCAUUUAAUAUUACCAAGGGAGAACUCAUUUAAUACUUCCACUCGAGAAUUCAUUUCAUAUUACUAGGGGAGAAUUCAUUUGAUAUUACUAGGGGAGAAUUCAUUUAAUAUUACUAGGGGAAAAUUCAUCAUUACCAGGAGAAAUUAUGUGUGUGCCAGUUUUUAGCCAAGUUAUUUUGUAUCAAUUCUUAUUUCAUGGUGCUAACUCCAUAGACGGUCUUAUCACCACCAGCUUCCUCCGUUUCUUCUGUCUCUCCUUGUGAACAGUUCGUAGGUCACUGGAAUCAGCAGCGUAUGACCGCAAUAUUAAGCUACCUGGAAGCCAGCUUGUUCUGAGAAACCCUUGCCUUUCCAUAAACUUUGUUAAUAUGGGAUUUGUUUAUUUUCCUGAUUAACAAAACUAGGUAUCGGAUGAAGUGCUGAUGUUGACGGCACCAUACUUUUAAAACCACUGCAGGUGAUCUUUGUCCUCAUGGCUAUCUCAAACGUAGUUUGGUGAUAGUUGCAUGUAACAGUGAAUGUUGUAUUCGAGGCAUAACUGUUCAAAUUAAAAAAAUUCUUAACCAUACAACCAGGCCCAGUUAAUACUAUAAACAAAGCAUAAUGUAGCUAAAACUCUUGUUUUUAUAUAUAUAUCGAAUCGAAACUGUCACUAUUUUAUCCCUUUUUGAUACAAUCAGUGCAGGAAGUGGGACUUUAAACCCCAUUUCAUUUCCCUUUUUGAUACAAACUGUUUGAUAGAGGAGACGAUAGAUCUUGCACGCAAAUUAGUUUUAUAUUUCUAUGUCUAUAAAGUUGUAGAAUUUUGCACAUGUAUGUGUCUUAUUGCCGGCAGCACAAUAUUUUUGUAAUCUGUUAAAUCUCAAUGUUUUUAAAGUCCUCAAAUAUUUGAAUGAAUGGUCCUGUCAUGUUUUGCUGUAGAUUUGCAAAAAGCAGGGUAUGUUUUUAGAACUAAAAAUAUUGAUUUGCUUUCAAUGUCACUGUAUAUUUUGCACCUUCUAGUAGUGAGGUCUGCACAAUAGAACAAAAUUAUGUCAUUUCACUAAAAUAUAUUAAUCAUUAAUUACUUACAUUUAUGGUAACAUACUAUGUUUUUAUUUGAACAAACUGCUAAUUAUAUCACUGGUCAAAAUAACGAUGUAAGUCACUGUUUGUGAAUAACGUUUGUUUAUGAGUAUGUGCUGGUCAUAGCUAAAACUAGACCUAUAGAAUAUUAUUAUAUACUGGUGAUAGCUAACACUAGACCUGUAGAAUAUUAUUAUAUACUGGUGAUAGCUAACACUAGAUAUAUAGUAUAUUAUUAUAUACUGGUCAUAGCUGACACUAGAUCUGUAGAAUAUUAUUGUAUACUGUCAUACAGCUGACACUAUUCAUAUAGUCUAUGAUAUAUACUGGUCAUAGCUGACACUAGACGUGUAGAAUAUUAUUAUAUACUGGUCAUAGCUAACACUAUUCAUAUAGUAUAUUAUAUAUACUGGUCAUAGCUGACAUCAGCUGUAUAAAAUAUUAUAUUAUAUACUGGUCAUAGCUAACAGUAGACCUAUAGUAUAUUAUAUAUACUGGUCAUAGUUAAUAUCAGCUGUAUAAAAUAUUAUAUUAUUAAAUAAGCUAGCCUUUUUGAUUUAGGUCAAUAUAAAGUAUUUAAUGGGUUGAAAUAUUACCAGGGACAGUAUUUAUCAAAUUUCAUCAAUCUUUCAAAAUUCUCACCUUUUAAAAAACAUUUAAGAAUGAAUAAAUGUACUGUUAACACCAGGGUCGUAACUAGCUCAGAGCAACGAGGGGGGCAGGACGUGUUCUCAGGGAUACUGUAAAAUUGACGGACAAUGUAUGUCUAUUGUUUUUAUGGUCCUAAAUUUUUUGACUGGGUGGGCGAAACUUUUUGCAGCCCCCCGCCCCUUAGUUACGGGCCUGGAGAACACUAUACGGUCCAGGUUUUGUCCUUGGAUAACUAUAGUGGACCUACAGAGCAACAUCGAAGCAUUAAAUUAAAGAGUUAACAUCAACAUCACCAAUUCCAGGAUUUUUCAUAGUGAUUAGAUUCCUAUGGGCUUAAAGGCUCAAUACCACUCUUAUUGUAACUGAAUAAUAUGUCCCAAUCUUUAUUCUGGUCAACAAAUUGUACUAUUUUAGAAUAUUUCAAUUAAUUGAUGAUACUAAUUUCAUCUUAACACACCUUUUUUUAAAAUUUUGAAAAAUUCAACAUAAUGGUUUGAAAAGUCUAACGUAAACCUUUUCAAAUGAAACUUCGAUUUAAAAAUAUUUUCGAACCCUCUGGACAAGUAAAAUAGGAUGUAAUGGAUAAUUUACACAACAGGUAGGACACUUAAACAUCUAGUACAUAGAUAGAGAUAUUAUUUAUUUUCUUGAGCUUUCAAGCCAGCAUGAGUGUUAUUGUCCCUUUAAGGAUAUGUUGAUUAUGUUCGAUGACAGUAACUCAUUCAAACCUAAAAUAUGAUGUUUUCUAAGAAGCAGGAAAAAUUAAACGAUAGUUCUAGCAUGAAAUGAGAGUAUUUCACAUUUACAAUAGAUAGAACACAGACAAGGUGUACCUACCUACAUAUGCCGGAGUAUUGUAAACUGUGUCUGCUUGUAUAGUUACACUGUAAAAACAACAUGCUUCUGUAUAUGAUGUUGGUAAGAUUUGAAAUAAUGAGGGCUUGCAUAUGACGGGUGUAGUAAUUAUCAGACGGCACAGUCUACUGUGUGGCACGCUGUUUGAAAACGACAAAAUGAGGAACUUUUUUAAAAACAGUUUAUUCAAAGGAAUGUAAAUAAUUCGAAGGGGGAAAAAAAACUGAUAGUUGGAAUUGGAUGACGAGUAGGCGGAAACGGAUCUGUCUCUGUCGAUUCAAAAUUUCCCUCAUUGCACGGCUUAAUAUAUAUUUACACAUAAUAUUUUUGUAUUAUUUUAUUACUAACAGAUUAUAUGUUUAAUAGAUGUUCAAUUGGGAUAUAUCAUAUAGUAUUAUAUGUUUUAUUUGUUUUCUUUCAAUAUUUACAAUAAAAUCUGGAAAUGUC